GAUGUCAGACGGGGUGGCUGUGUCACUUUUCUGCCCAAAUACAUCGCGAUGUCAGCAUAAACUGUCGAAAUUAUUUACGUAAACAAUACUUUUAACUUAUAUAAUCAUAAAAAUAAAUAUUAAAAUGGAUUGAAAUGAAGUUGUCUCGUGUGAAUAAUCUGCUUGUGUUGCAAAAAGUGAUGUGUGAAAUGCAAAGUGUUAGGUGGUGUUAGUAAUCACUAAUAAGUGGUGUCAAGUAUGGUCGCGGGUGCAAUUAUAGUAGGAGACAAACGUGCAUGGAACCAGUUCAAGUCGGUGGUGCUUUUGCAUCUUUUGUUUACUUUUCACGUGAUAAAAGCCCAAAGUCGGGCCCCAAGGAUCAAAGAGCAUCCAGCUGACACAAUAGUCGGGAGAAGCGACCCUGCCACAUUGCGCUGCGUGGCUGAAGGCAAGCCCAAACCCACCAUCCAGUGGUACAAGGACGGCCUACCACUUGCGCCCAUCGACCAUCCCCACAGGGUCUUGCUAGAAGAUGGACUGUUAUUUCUGAGGGUUAUGCGAAGUAAGAAGGAGAGCGAUGAGGGCGUGUACUGGUGCGUUGCUCGUAACACGGUCGGGGAAGCGGUUAGCAAGAACGCCACCCUCACCAUUUCAGUUUUGCGGGAUGAUUUUAGAAGUGAACCUAGAGAUAUAAGAGUAGCUAGCGGUGAACCAGCAUUACUAGAAUGUUCAUCCCCGAGAGGAGUUCCCGACCCUUCAGUACAUUGGACAAAAGAUGGACACACUUUAGAUGUUGAAGUUAAUGGAAGGAUAACGAUAAUAGAUGGUGGUAAUUUGAAGAUUCUAGAAAGUAUUCCGUCAGACAGCGGCGUGUAUAGAUGUGUGGCGUCCAACGUGGCAGGGGAAAGACAAUCGCGUCCUGCCACGUUACUCGUGUUACGAAGACCGCAUUUUCUAGUGAAACCCAAUAACAUAACGGCGCUAAUAGGACAGAACAUCGAGUUUCAUUGCCAAGCAUCACCAGAGGCAGAUGUAUCUGUAACAUGGUCACGAGAUAAGGGGUCAUUAUCGCCGUACGCAAUAAUACGUCGAGGGUCGCUGAGGAUAGAUAGGGUUGUUGAGUCGGACGGAGGGACCUAUACGUGUAGAGCUGAAAGCCAGGCUGGAUAUAGCGUGGCUAGUGCAUCAUUGACUGUUCAUUCUUUGCCACAUUUCACAAGAGUCCCUUCUGACCAAACAGCAUGGGAAGGAGAAUCUGUUUCAUUUCAAUGCGAAGCCGAUGGUAUGCCAAAGCCUAUUGUAUUCUGGACUAUGGAAGGCUCUCAAGAACUUGUCUUCCCAAAUUCGGAUCAUGGAACGGGGUCUCUUUAUUUGGAUCGAGUGCUUACACAACACGCUGGUAGACUGACUUGUGUUGCUGUUAGUGCAGCAGGGAGUGCUCUACAUACGGCAACUUUGCAAGUCUUGAGAAGAGAAGCCAACUCUUUUACUGGGCAUUCUGAAACAUCGUCUCCGUCUCCUGAAUAUGGUGAUAAACCACAAAACCAUCCACCAAUGACACAAUAUGAGCUUGUUCAGGCACGUCGAUAUCUUCAACAAGAUGUGUUAGCUUUGAGACGUGUAGAAGGAAUAUCUUCAACCACAUUGAAAAUUGUUUGGGAUGUAUUAACAGAUUACAACGAAUAUUUAGAAGGUGUAAAAAUAUGGUUCAACGGCACCUCUUUAAACCGCCAACACGCUGUAGACUUCCAAAAUGUACACCAGACAAAUAACUCUCUAGAAAGUUUCAUCGAAUUAACAAAGUAUGAUAAUUUUACAAUGACGACAGUUCAUAACAGUGGUUCGUCGAGCCAUUUAUUAACAGGGUUGAUGCCGUACGCUAAAUAUAACAUAUUUUUGAUGCCAUUUUACAAAUUGCUGUUAGGCAAACCGUCCAACAUGAAGAGUGGUCUUACGGAAGAAGACAUUCCAACGGCACCUCCACAAAAUGUUUCGGCGGGGGUUAUUAACGCUACUUCAGCUUGGAUACGUUGGGAACCACCUCCUAUACAUACGUGGAAUGGUGAACUUGCCGGUUACUUGAUUGAGGUGCGCGUAGGUGGUAGCAGCAACGGUCGGGUGGUAGGUCAGAUGUCACUUGGCGCACGAACGCGUGCUGCAGCCGCCAGUUCCCUGCGCGCUGGUGGAAGGUACAGCGCACGCGCAGCCGCCGUCACGCGACGUGGCCAUGGACCCUUUAGCACGCCCACCCAAAUACACAUGCUGCCAACGCAGUCUCAGAGACAUUACGUGCAAACGGAACCUGCGACUGAUAAAGCAAUAUUGUCAAUGUUCCAAGAAACUUGGCUUCUAGUGCUAACUUUGUUUCUAUUAGCAAUUAUAGUGGUAGGGGGAGUUGUUAUUGUUUACUUACGGCGAAGGCAGACUAAACAGCGAAAGAGUCACAAUACAGCAAGUACUCCAAUAACUAAUACUCAAUGUUUGUUGGGUAAAGAAGCUGUAUGGCUUCGUGAAAGGCCCUUGUUUGAAGGGUCAAAUGAACCAAGAAUAGAAAUAUUGAAUUGCCACCAAAGCUUACUGCACAGUGGCCAUACUAUAGGUACUAUGGCUAUGGAGGCUGAGUAUAGUUUGCCACAACACACUAGUGCAGUCAAUAUGAUGUCUCAUGAAGACAAUAGAAGGCACCCUCCGGAACCUUAUGCAUCUAGCGCUAUUUAUACUGAAUUAAACUAUCAGUUGCAGGAUCAUACAGAUGCUGAAGAUUCUUGUAUAAAAUGUGCAGUUAGUCCAGAAUCAUAUGAUAAUAGUAUGGCAAGAUCAUUUGCUGAUAGCAAUCAAUACUCCAAUGAAGAAUGUUCUACUUGUUGUCGAAGUAGUAGUUCAACUUUAACAAAAGAUUACAGUGAAAUGACCAAAUGUGGGAAUGAAGGAGACGAUAUUCAAGAGUUGUCAUUAGAUGAAUGUCCGUCAUGUAAAACAACUCAAUCUCGAUCAUCUAGUCAUCAUGAUGGAAAUAAAGAGUGGACAGCGAUUGCUGAUGUAGAGUAUGACUAUCCCCAAUGGCAAUGGCUGGGUAGAGAAAAUAGUUUUAGGCAAAUGGCUCAAGACUCAAAACAUUCCAGUCAAGGGAGGCGAAGUGAACAAAAUUGUAGAAUGAAUUUAUGCGAUAUUCUUCCACCGCCGCCAUAUGAAAGAGAAUCACCGUACAGGGAAAUGCAUGCGUUCACCACAAAUUCUGGUACAUCAGGUUGUUCGGGUCACACAUACCGGAGUUAAUUUAGUACAUUUUAAAAUAUCAUUAGAAAGUAAUAAAAGCAAUACUAAGCUUAGGGACAAUGUACAUAAACAAUGUAAAAAGGUUGUCGAAAUUUUAGGUAAGGAAUUUGGAGGAUUGUUACACCGCUUUAAACUAUUGUUUUGCUAAAAUUUAACGAUUGAUAUAAUAAUUUUGAAAUCUGAUAGGUCCUACUGGAGAAAAAUGUUCAAUGUACUGGAGAAAAAUUUAUGACUGCUAAAACAUAAUUAUACAUUAAUACACUGAAAUAGUAAUUCAAACCUAAAAGCGGUGGGGAAGAUGGUACUCUUAAAGGUUGUAGCUUUGUGGAUGUGUUUACAUUAUAGACUGCCAUAUUAUUACGUAACUAAUGUAGUCAUUACAUAGUUUACCUUUCUCUAGUGACUGUGAUAUAGUAUAAUUUUGAUUGAUUUUAAUUUUGUACAUAAUUUGAAAUGUUUGAUAUCCUUAUACAAUUUUACCCUUAUUCUAUUUAUUGUGUGUAGUUUAACAAAUUACUGAAAAUGGACUUAACUGUUUAUUGUUAACAUUAAAAUGAUCACUGUAGAGUUUUGUACAACCCGGAUAUAAUAGAUCUUAAAAAGCUGUUUGUAUAUUUUGAUGACUCAGGAACCGGAUUAAAGUACUACAUUUCUA
Molecule: messenger RNA, 3910 nt
Organism: Maniola jurtina (meadow brown)
Lineage: Eukaryota; Metazoa; Arthropoda; Insecta; Lepidoptera; Nymphalidae
Product: netrin receptor DCC-like
Exons: 17
Coding region: 238-3255 (1005 amino acids)
Biological process (GO): axon guidance; dendrite self-avoidance; homophilic cell-cell adhesion
Cellular component (GO): plasma membrane; axon
Molecular function (GO): cell-cell adhesion mediator activity
Source: RefSeq, a predicted model, not a curated record